AUUCAUACAUUACACACAGCUUUUUUAUUUUAUUUUUGGACUGGUUUGCGCAUGCGAAGAGGCAAGCUGAGGCCACUUUCUUAAACAGAUGACAACGCUCUCAAUGCGCACAGCAGGAUAUGCGCGUUUUUACAUAAACAAGACAUCUGAACCUGGUAACACAGAUUUCUUGUUUUUUUUCCCUACACGACUCUCCUGCUACCACGUUUCACGCAACAGGCUGCAACACCGAUGUAAAGUCUUCCCUGAGGAACAGUCGCCUACCACCUGUAACUGUGCCUAUCUGCUCCCGACUUUCACGCCGACAGCAAGGAUGAAGAAGCAAAACGUCCGGACCCUGUCGCUCAUCCUCUGCAUGUUCUCCUACUUGCUGGUGGGCGCCGCGGUGUUUGACACGCUGGAGUCCGAGUCGGAGAACUCCCGCAGACGCGUCUUGGAGCAGAAGCGCAACGAAAUGAAGAAGAAGUAUCGCUUCUCCGAGGACGACUACCGCGAAAUCGAACGAGUGGUGCUGCAAGCUGAGCCCCAUCGCGCCGGGAGACAGUGGAAAUUUGCUGGCUCUUUUUACUUUGCCAUAACAGUCAUCACCACCAUUGGUUAUGGACAUGCAGCACCAGGCACAGACGCAGGAAAGGUUUUCUGCAUGUUCUACGCUGUACUGGGAAUUCCUCUCACUUUGGUCAUGUUCCAGAGUCUCGGAGAAAGGAUGAACACGUUUGUCCGCUAUCUCCUACAUAAGAUGAAGCAGUGCCUAGGAUGUCGAUGCACUGAGGUGUCUAUGGAGAACAUGGUCCUGGUGGGCUUCCUGUCCUGCAUUGGAACACUGUGUGUUGGGGCUGCAGCCUUCUCCCACUUUGAGGGAUGGAGCUUCUUCCACGCUUACUACUACUGCUUCAUCACACUCACCACUAUUGGCUUUGGGGACUUUGUGGCCCUACAGAAAAAGGAGGACCUCCAGGAGAAAACGCCCUAUGUGGCGUUCAGCUUCAUGUACAUCCUGGUCGGGCUAACUGUUAUUGGGGCCUUCCUGAACUUGGUGGUGCUUCGCUUCCUCACCAUGAACACUGAGGAUGAGCGGAGAGAUGCUCAAGAGAGGGCGUCGCUGAAGAGGGACAGAGGCCUGCUGGAUGGGUCUCUGGGUCUCCAUGUUGUAGGGGAACAGAGCAGAGGCAGCCACAGAGAGAGAAACAGGAGCAAUGCGGUGCACAGUCGUAGCCACAGUACACUCUUGCUCCCGAUGGAGGAAGGAACCAGCCGCACCAAUCUCAUUGCUUCCCCAGCGGAGGAUCAGCUGAGACAAAGAAGCCCCUGCAGACACAGGCUGCCUUUUCAGAUCAAGGCAGGCAGACGCAGGCCAGAAUCGAGCCUCAGCUCCCUCUGCUCAUGUGUCUGCUACCGUUUGGGGAUUUGUGAAAGUCCUCUUAUGUCUCGCAGUGAACAGCAUGGCUGCCAUGUCAAUUCUGUUUACUACAACUCAGUCUCUUAUAGGAUCCAGGGCUGCUCGCCAGGUUCCAGGGACAACACUGGACUGUCUUCCCCAGGAAGCACGCUCUCACCUGGGAACAGCUUCCGUGAAUUCCCUCGUUCAAGGAGAAAGUCGGUCUAAAGAGCACUUUAGUGAAAGAGAGUGUUUGCACAGACUGUACACAGUAUUUUCAAUGACACAUGUAUUUUGUGUUAAACCUUGUGCAUGUCAGAAGACACUGUUUCUGUCAAACGAAUAAGUUGUCUGUUGUGCCUAUUUAAGAUUUGAAUUUAAGUUAAGUAAGGAUGAUAUUUCUUAUCCUCUUUUACCAUGACAUUAUUUAUGUUAGUGAUUCUGCUGUGUUCCUUGCAUGUAAGCGAAAGUGCAAUGCAUGCUAAAGAGAAUGUAUAGCACACAAUGUGAAAGUAUGAGUGCUAUGUACAGAUGUAAACAGUUGGGCUUUUAAUUUACAAUUUUUACAGUAUUUUGGAUAUAGUGCUGAGAAGCCACAUGAGAUAUGUGGCUUCUUAGCUCUGUGGAUUUAAUACAUCCUUUUAUUACUUAUCAUUGGGGGGGGGGGCAGAAUAAAUAAAACUUUUCUGUGUAUUGAUCAGCAUUAAUGCACUGUAAUAGAAAGAGAUUAUAAUUGUUACAUGACCGAUUCUAAUGUAAUGGAUGUAGCACACAACAGAUAUGUAGCAGGUUACAAAUAAACCUACCCCAAAUCCUGGAAAAAUUGUCACUUUCCAGCUGGGGAGGUGUUGUUUCCAUGUAUACUAAGUUUGUAGUCAGAUUUGAUGUGAGACUCUUACAGUAUGUUUUAUUAAACUGAAGGAAAGGACCAUUUAAUGUGUAAGGGUUUUUAUUUCAAUCAAAGUUUGUGUUUUUAUCAACUGGAACCCCUUUAGAUUUGGUGGGAAAAUAGGAGUAAUACAGUGGUACAGAGAAAUAAGGGUACCAGUUAGACUACUUUUGGUGAUAUUAUA
Molecule: messenger RNA, 2451 nt
Organism: Sander lucioperca (pikeperch)
Lineage: Eukaryota; Metazoa; Chordata; Actinopteri; Perciformes; Percidae
Gene: kcnk15
Product: potassium channel, subfamily K, member 15
Exons: 2
Coding region: 89-1606 (505 amino acids)
Biological process (GO): stabilization of membrane potential; potassium ion transmembrane transport
Cellular component (GO): membrane
Molecular function (GO): potassium ion leak channel activity
Source: RefSeq, a predicted model, not a curated record